CACUGGAGGAGGCCCCGCCCCCCCGGUGGGCGGGGCCAACGGGGCCGUCCUAGCUGUCCUCCGCGGCUGCUAGUCCGAGUCCAGUCGGCCCCAGCUCGCUGAUCCCGCCAACAAGACCCGUACAAAGUCUCCUCCGCAGAACCGGAAGUGCGCCAGGAUGUCCCGGGAGCAGCAGGCGGUGGACCGGGCCAGGAAGGCCUUCCAGACGGGUCGGUCCAAAAGUCUGGAGUACCGAGUCCAGCAGCUGGAGAACCUGCGGCGUCUGCUCACAGAAAGACAGGGUGAGAUCGCCGAGGCCGUCAACAAAGACCUCAGGAAGAGCCAAGUGAUGGUCCAGCUCUUCGAGACCCUGGGGCUGGAGGAGGAGAUCAACCUGGCCGUCAGGAAGCUGAAGGAGUGGGCGGCGCCGCGGCCCGUGGAGAAGAGCCUCCUCACGCUCUCCGACCAGGUCUACAUCAAACCGGAACCGCUGGGCGUGGUCCUGAUCAUCGGGGCCUGGAACUACCCCUGGGCCGUCACCUUGCAGCCCCUCGUUGGCGCCAUCGCUGCUGGUAACGCUGCGGUCAUCAAACCCUCGGAAGUCAGCGCCCACACGUCUAAAGUCAUGCAGGAACUGAUGCCGCUCUACCUCGAUAAAGAGCUGUACCCGGUGGUGACCGGCGGCGUGUCAGAGACGCAGGAGCUGCUGAAUCAGAAGUUCGAUCACAUCUUCUACACGGGAAGCAGCGCGGUGGGAAAGGUCAUCAUGGCGGCCGCCGCCAAACACCUGACACCCGUCACGUUGGAGCUGGGAGGCAAGAGCCCGUGUUUCAUCGACAAGAGAUGUGACAUCAGCAUCGCCUGCAGACGUGUGGCCUGGGGAAAGUACACCAAUUGUGGUCAGACCUGUAUCGCCCCAGACUACAUCCUGUGCGAGCCUGAAGUUCAGGGGAGAGUCAUCGAGGAGCUGAAGAGGGCCAUCGAGGAGUUCUACACUAAAGACCCGAAGACGUGUCCGGAUUACGGCCGCAUCAUCAACCAGCGCCACUUCAACAGGAUCCUGCCGUUGUUGCAAGACAGCACGGUCGCGGUGGGCGGAGACAACGACGAGGAAGACUGCUACAUAGCUCCCACCGUCCUGCGGGACGUGAAGCCAGAAGCCAAGGUGAUGCAGGAGGAGAUCUUUGGACCGGUCCUACCCAUCCUGCCCGUCAGCAGCCUGGAUGACGCCAUCCAGUUCAUCAACCACGGAGAGAAGCCGCUGGCUCUCUACGUCUUCUCCGCUGACCAAAAGGUCAUCAAUAAAAUAUCUGAUGAAACGUCAAGUGGAGGUUUCCUGGCCAACGACUGUUUGGUGCACUACUCCGUCAGCGCGCUGCCUUUUGGGGGCGUUGCUCAGUGGUGUUACCAGAACCAGUACUCCUGUGAUGACACCUGCAAAGACCCGGAUCACUGGUCCACACAGUUUCCUCGCUGCGGAGGACUACGCCAGUCCCCCAUCAACAUCGUGAGCGCCCACGUGCACGUGAACACGGCCCUGCCCCCCCUGGAGUUCCUGGGCCACGCAGACCGGAUCAACAUCACGGUGGAAAACAAAGGACACUCUGCUCACUUUCACCUGCCUCAGUCCGUCAGGCUGACCGGAGGAGCUCUGCCGGGUCACUACAGAGCCGCUCAGUUUCACUUCCACUGGGGGGGCAGCGGGACACCCGGAUCGGAACACACCAUCGAUGGCGAGAGGUUCCCUAUGGAGCUUCACAUCGUGCACAUCAAGGAGCCGUACGGGUCCCUGGCGGAGGCGGAGCACGACAUGGCGGGAAUCGCCCUGCUGGCCUUCCUGUUUGAGGAAACCAGCGAGGAUCAUCCUCACCUGGACACCGUCAUAGCAGCUUUGGGCCGAGUGCAGCACAACGGGACCACGGCGGUGAUAGCAGACUUUCAGCUCAGCGACAUCAUCCCGGCCUCCAAGGAGCUGCACGCCUACUACCGCUACGUGGGCUCCAUGACCACGCCCGGGUGCGAGCAGGCUGUCGCCUGGACCGUCUUCCACAAGAAGUUGGCAGUCAGCAGUCGACAGUUGGAUGCCAUCGUCCAGCAGUGCCGCUUCUGGACAGGACAACCUAUGAAGGACAUCUUCAGACCCACUCAGCCGCUGGAUGGAAGAUUCGUGUAUCGCUCCAACUCCGCCGCUACUUUCAAAGCAACUGGAUUGUGGUUUGCUGUUUUAUUUUUGGCGCUCGCAACAUCGGUUCUGAUUCAAUAACACAUCAUUACAUACAUAUUCACUCUUAUUUCCGUACUCGUUGACGGUCGUCA
Molecule: messenger RNA, 2295 nt
Organism: Nerophis ophidion (straightnose pipefish)
Lineage: Eukaryota; Metazoa; Chordata; Actinopteri; Syngnathiformes; Syngnathidae
Gene: aldh3a2b
Product: aldehyde dehydrogenase 3 family, member A2b
Exons: 16
Coding region: 158-2242 (694 amino acids)
Biological process (GO): aldehyde metabolic process
Cellular component (GO): cytoplasm
Molecular function (GO): zinc ion binding; carbonate dehydratase activity; aldehyde dehydrogenase (NAD+) activity
Source: RefSeq, a predicted model, not a curated record